Molecule: messenger RNA, 2013 nt
Organism: Cuscuta campestris
Lineage: Eukaryota; Viridiplantae; Streptophyta; Magnoliopsida; Solanales; Convolvulaceae
Source: the annotation of a GenBank genome assembly
GUUGGGGUUCUUCUCCUUCUUAAUACAUAGACCCCAAUAACCCUACCUACUUUCCUUAUCAAUUGUUUUUUGUUCAUCAUCGAUUCCAACGUUGGAGAGUGCAAUAAUGGUGCGAACGAAGGUGGAAAUCAAGAGGAUUGAGGACAAAGCCAAGAGACACACAACCUUCACCAAGCGCCGCCAAGGUCUGUUCAAGAAGGUCAACGAGCUCUGCAAGCGUUGCGACGCCGAGGCCGCCGUCAUUACUUUCUCGUUGGCCGGAAACGCCUUUGUCUAUGGCUACCCUUCCGUGGAGUCUGUUUUGAACCGUUAUAAUGCCCAUGCUGAACAACAACAAUGUUUGCCGGUUGACACAGUCUGUGCAGACGGCCAGACGCAGCAUGUGAAGGAUAAGGCGUCUGUAGAUGAUUCUUCUCCUCCAGCUGCUGCGGUGAGUAAUGACGAUGUAGAUAUUGAGAGCUAUUUCAAUGUGGAUGCUAUGGGCUUGGAAGAGCUUGAUGAGAUCAGAGUGGCCAUGGAGGAUAUGAAAAGAAAAGUUGUUCAUCAUUCUUAUUCUUAUGAUACGGUUGUUUGGGUUUUCGAUUUCCUAGAAAUUGCAUAUGUGAGUGCCGUUGUAGAGUCGGAGGUCUCUUGGAAACCCCCGAGUAGGGGCAAGGGUGUGCCAUGCGAUUACGAUGACGACGAUGUCGAUUUUGACGUGCUCGGAUGGUGGAAGCGGAACGAACACAUGUUCCCAUGUCUCGGCAUGCUAGCAAGACAAGUGUUGUCCGUCCCAGUAUCAACCGUAGCAGUUGAACGAGAAUUCAGUGCUGGCGGCAACAUUCUAACCGACUACCGAAGUUGUCUGAAUGCUGAAUCUCUUGAAACACUGUCGUUUGAGAUGGCAGAAGAUGGGAAGUUCCGAAUUGAGAAGUUCGAUGGUACAGAUUUCAGUUGGUGGAAGAUGCAAAUUGAAGAUUUGCUGGUUCAGAAAGAUUUGGACGUGGUUUUGGGUGACAAGCCAGAAAAGAUGUCGGAUGCAGAUUGGGCAGGUUUAGAUCGGAAAGCUAUGUUAGUGAUCCGUCUCUCGUUGACCAAGAAUGUUGCGUUCAACAUUCUGAAGGAGAAGACAGCGAAGGGAAUUAUGGACGCGCUGUCUAACAUGUACGAGAAGCCAUCUGCACAGUUACCAGUUCAGCGGGACCUGACGGAUUCACUUUUGAGAAGAUUCGUGACCUUGUUCUUGGCGAAGAUGUCAGAAGAAGGAGUUCUGGAUGUCAGAGUGGUUCUAGCCUUGAAGAAAAGUUUGAUUUGUGUUAGGCAGUUGGACGAACAGGGACACGAGGUGAAGUUCGGAAAUGGGCAGUGGAAGGUCGUGAAGGGAAAUCUUGUCAUGGCCCGUGGAAGGAAGAGAGGUUCGUUGUAUAUGGUCGAGUUACCAUCUGAGGGAGUGACCGUCCCAAUUCAGAAGAAAAACGAAGUCCGGUUCACAGAGUCUCGUGGGCAGAAGAAGGUUUUCUAUGCAAGAAAGAAACCCAGAGCCACAGGUCAGACUCAGGAUGAACGAGCGAGGAAAGGUUCAAUGAGGCCAGUGAGAGGUAUCUGUGGCAGUGGGAGCACAGGUUUUACUUCAGCCAAGGUUNAGAGUCUUCUCGAUGAUCAAGAAGGCUGGUGGCAACUAGAGGUGGUGGAAUUUUGAGUUCCGUUAUCAGAUUACAGAAGUACAUGUGCACAGUUGAAGCGCAGGUGAACAUUGUUCCGUGGCUUCAAGUGGGAGAUUGUUGAGUGUGAAGCCAGGAAGCUAGGUGGAAACUAACAGGAAAUUGACAGGAAACUACCUAGAAGCUUCUAACUUCCUUAAUCAUUGUGCUCUCCUAAUUAUUCUCUAUUUAAGAGAUGCUAAUGUGCUUGUAAUUGUGGUGCAACAACAAAUAAUAAAAUCCUCCUAGUUGCCCCGUGUGGACGUAGGUUGCAGUUGGCGGCCGAACCACGUUAAAUCCUGUGUCAUUUAUUUUUCUGCAGUUGAUUCGUGAU